AUGCAGAAUUCGUUCGCACCUGUUCCUGGAGGGCGGGCGCCCGCCCUGUCUCCUUCGGGCGCGUUGGGCUCCACUGUCUCCUCUUUUGUCAUCUCGAGUCACACUCCCGCCGGAGGUCGCCCGUUGCCUCAAGCGUUCCCCUCUGUGGCGUCUUGGGCUCCACCGGAAGCCGGUGGGGGCCGCGCCUCGCCAUUCUUUCCUCCUGGGCCUUCACCGAAUCCGGAGCUGUCUCUAGGGCGUGGAGCCCAAGCAGCAGAGAGAAAAGGACGAGAAAGCGAAGAAAAACUGACGAAGGGCGCAGGCACCUGGGAAGGAAGGCAAUCAGUAGAAGGAAGCCAAGAAGCAAGGGACUCAGGACGAAGUGGAGAAGAAAAUCUGGAAAGUGCGUGGCGAUUCUUCCCGACAGGCGACCCUUCACUCGUGUCGGCCUCUGAGGAAGAACACCAUUUGUGGCGCACCCUGGGAUAUCGGAGGGACGGGACAGAAGAGAGGCGAUGGCGAACAGAAAGAGACAGAGCGAACCCUGGUCGCCAUACAGACGCCUUUCUCAUCCCACGAGAAAGAUGCUAUGGCUGCUGCGUGUCUUCGGUCUUCCUGUCUCCAGAGCGCCAUCCAAACCUGGAAGCGACACAGCACGGAGAGAGAGAGGAAGACGGCGUGGGGACAGAUGUAGGAGCCAGUGACAGUGGAGGAGAACAGAAACAAGACGCCUGCCAAGCGGGCGUGCAAGUCAAAGAGCCGACGGUUGAGUCCCAGCUGUCGGUGGCUGCUCAGGGGUGCGCUUUUGAGGGGCAUUCCAUCUCAGGGAAGAGAGACAUUCGCCGCGUGCGAGGGAAGAAGAGGGCGAGGGUGAAGCCGCGCCUCCUGAAGACUGUCUCCGCAGCCCCUGUGCGGCUUGAGUUUGCCCCCGCCAAAACAAUUGAGAAAUUUACGUCUUUGCUGGAAGUUCCAAAUAAGGGCGGGGAAGUCGGAGGGAAUCCGUCACACACCGCGCACGGUCGGCCGGCGGUGUCCCUUGGGCCUGGGGGCGACCAGCCCCUCGCUUUGGAGCCCAACGCGCCCGAACACCAGCCGGGAGGUGUCUCCUUUUUAGGCGGGGCGACAGGGGUUCCACCAGAGGCGUCUGCAGCUUUGGUCCCGAGGGGACGCGAGGCCCAGGAGGCGUUCCUCCGCGAAGAGACGGCACGGUCUCUGGUGAUGUGCAGCGAGGCGAUGAGCGCGAAUUUUCGGUCGUUUCAUGCGUAUCUUCGCCACUUUUGUAAAGAAACUGACACGGACCCUGAUGGCGGAGAGACGGGGACCGAGCUGCUGAGAAGACACGGUCUUUUGCUCGAUGGCGAGACACCCCUGAAAGGCGGCGUUUUCCUUGACAGCGGCGCACGCGAUCGUGUCCAGUUUAAAGAGAAAAAAGGGCGAGAGGCGGGCCGAGGGCGAACUCGCAAACCCGAAACCAAAACGAGCGCGAGUGAAAAAGAGAUGCGCGACAGAGAGCACGUGCUGGCCUCGUACGCCUUGCGACAUAGGGACGCGCUGGCAGCCACGCUGAACUACGUCUUCGAGUUGCACUGCGCAGCUCAAGCUGCACGGUCUCCAGGCGGCUCACUGGCAGGCAUCGACCCCACACUCGCCGCUGGCUCCUCCCUCAACGGUGGAGGACGACGUUUCUCCCAAGAUGCGGGGGCCCGCCCGGACCCGAGGGCCUUCGCGCGAGGUCAAGGCGUAGGAGAACAAUCCAACCUGUCUCCGAAGGCCCAGGACGAAACCUCCGACAUCACGGCCUCGCUGGAGAGCCUGCGCAUGGCCCUGAAGGUGUGGGACCUCGCUCUCAUCUUGUUUGUUCUCCCGUCUCGGCGAAGACGCAUCAACCUCAUGGAGUGGCAACGGCUGUGGGUGUGUCGCACGCCCUCGUCCUUCUCGUCUUCCGUGGCUUCGUCCCUGUCACAUCCCAGAAGAGAGGAGGAGCUGUGGAGCCAGUUCGAGAAGCUUGCGUUGGAGGAGCAGGAUGGAGCGUGGACCCGCGCAGACGCCGUCAACGUGGCCUGGCGGAUAAACAAACUUCUCUGCAGGUUCCUUUGCCGGGCGGACUUCGCCUCGUGGCUCGCUGCCUGCGACCGCCUGGGACUCCAAAGUGUCUCCUGUCUCUGUGGUGUCGUCGCCGCCGUCGAAGACCUGCAGCGUGCCGUCGCAGCUGCCGAGAGCAGAGAUUCAGUCGACGUGGCGUCUCUUUCUCGCGAGACACCCAGCGUCUCGCCAGCGGCGGACGAAAACUUCGAAGCAGCCGUGGCGGCAGUUCGCGCAGUAGGAGCGAGGGUUGUCUUCCUCUUUGCGCACACGGCCAGUUCUUCCGGCUCGAGCGCGUCGGAGACUCCAGCGCAGUCGGGUUCACCGCCUCUCGCCUUCGCGCUCGGCCCUGAAGAGCGCCGUGCGUGGGGGCUGCUCUCGCUGUCCUUCGCGUUGAUGGUGGGUAACGUCGCAGCAGCCGUCGCCAGUGUGUUUGACGUCUCCGAGGCCUUUGUCUGCUCCUCGCAGGCAGAGGUCUUUCCGUUUUCGCUGGCUGCUUUGGCCUCGUCACACACUCCCUGCGCGUCCUCUACCUCCGCGACAGAAGAAUCGCGCAGCCUCUCUUCCGCCCCGUCUUUAAGCCGAUCUCCUUUGCCUGCGCCACCGUCCGCGCAGCGGGACGGCUGGUCGUGUGCGCUUCUCCAAGAGAGCUUCGUCGCGACUCUCUUUUGGUCCCUCUUCCCGUCGGUCUCCCUCCAUUCGCAGUUCCUCUUCUUCCUCAGGGUGAACGCGCCCACGCUCCUAGCCCUCCAGGCUGAGGCCGACGCCACUCAGGGCGACGAGGAGCUGACGCAGGCGGAGCUCGGGACGCGCGAGCACGAGAGACCUGAGUCAGGCGUUGCCGCGCCUCGGGGCCAGAACUCAGGCGAACUUGCGAAGGGCAGUCGACGUGGCGGGGCGACCCGAGUUUGCAGGCGAGCGGAGCCCGCAGACAACGAACGAGACGCGAAUGUCGAUCUGGCGGCGUUCGAUCUGGACGCAGCCGAUCGCCUUGUUCUCGCUUUCUGGCUCUCGAGAGGAAACCCCGAAGGCGCGACACACAGCGGUGCCCUCCAGCUCCUUCAUCUGCUUAUCGAGGACGUGGGGCUCUCAGCGUCCUUUCCGCCCUUCUUCUUCCCCCACAUCGUCGACCUGCUCUUCCUCGCCGACGCCUUCGCCCCUCUCCCUCCAGGAGUGGCGGUAGAAGCGAGAUGCGACGUUGUGAUGGAGUACGGAGCAUCGCUGCUCGCCAACAACCAGCUGCAUGCGUCGAUCCCUUACCUCCAAGAAGCCGCGCGGGUCCCGGCGCUGGUGCCUGCAGUCCUGGAUUUGCUGCGAAAUUUCCUCGUCUCUUCCGUGCAUGCAUUCUCGGACUUCCGAGAUCGCGCGGCGCCUCUCCAGGAUCUGGACCUUUCUCCGCCGCCCUCGUGUCAACGUGCGAAUGCUGGUCGGGAGGAGCUCGAGGCCGACCUAAACGAUGAAGUGAACACGAAUGAAGUCCCUGGUUGUAACCGCCAAAGCCCCAGCUUUUCGCUUGACCCUUGUGCAAUUCUGCUCCACGACUUUGCCCAAGCUUGUGGUUGCGCCUGUUUCGAGGAAGCACGGCGCGCUUUGUCUGGGUCGCCUUCGACUUCGCUGUCUCCUCAAUCUCACGCGUUGCCUGUUUCGGGGGGACCUACGUCGUCUGAGGCCAACGCGAGCGACGAGGAGCGCGACCGCACUCUUCUCCUUCUGCAAGACAGUUUCUGUUUUCUCCUCUUCCGUGCUCGGAGAAAAGACACGUGCGCGUCCCCGCCUGUCUGCUCCUUCGCUUCGUCGCCCUGCCUUAACGGAGAGGAAGAACUCGACGACGAACACCAGAGGGAAGGAGAACUCUGCGCCCUGCGAAGGCAGAUCGAGGCGCUCGACUGCCUUGUUCGAGGGUUUUGCCGUCUGGGCUACCGCCACUGCGCCUGCCUGCUCGCCGCCCUAAGCGGAUCUUUUGCCUCUUCAUCUGGCGAGACUCCUGAGCACGCCGCGGUUUCUCCUACAAAGUCCCUUCCUGCGGUUCCGCGGCUUCUGGAGGCAUCGCUGCGAGCGCUGUCUCCGGUCGCUUCUGAGCUUGACGCCUGCUGCGCGUCUUCUUUCUCGUCUCGUCGGCGGUGUUCUUUCGCGUCGCUGGGCCGGCGUGCGUUCACGGAGGGACGCGGAGAGGCGGGGAACUUUGGAGACGCACAGGGAGAAAGGAGACAGAAGCGCCGCCGCGCCCGAGACCCAACAGAGCAGCGCGGAUCCUGGCGAGGGGGACAGGACCCCACAGAGUCCUCGGCGGAGGAGACAGAAGGGACAUCAGACCUCAGUCUCUUAAAGGCAUGCGACCAGGGCCACGGGGCUCGAGGAGGGUCGUCACUCCCCUGUUUCCUCGUUUUCCUCGCUCUUUAUGCAAAGAGGAGGCAUGUGCUGGAGCUUUUUCUUCGGAAACACGAUGCCCACGACUUAGCUUGGCUUCACAAGGCUUCCUCUCUCACUUGUCUCGGCGACUUCUUGGUUCCCGGCUUCGUGUCGCUGGUCGCCUUUGUGGGGUCCCCACAAGUGUCUCCUUCGGUCCCCGCCUUCUUUGUGGGGUGUCUCCUCUUCGACGCCCUGCGUCUCCUGAGGCUCUGCACCAGUUCCCACACUCUGAUCGCCGCUUUCAAUCGCAGAAAUCUAAGUCUUCUCGCCACCUCUUGGCGGCGGUGCUUAGAUGCGAUCCUCCUGCAGACGGCAUUUGACGCGCCUCCCGCAGGGAUGGACUGGAGGAGUCCAGAGCUGCAGAGAAGCAUGGUGAGCGCGCUCGUGCUCGCCGAGUCGCGUUGUGUGGCCUAA
Molecule: messenger RNA, 4884 nt
Organism: Neospora caninum
Lineage: Eukaryota; Apicomplexa; Conoidasida; Eucoccidiorida; Sarcocystidae
Exons: 13
Coding region: 1-4884 (1627 amino acids)
Source: RefSeq, a predicted model, not a curated record